CAUUGUGCGGCCGGAGGGUUCCAAGGGGCGACGGCCGGGGGGCGAGAGCACGGCCACCGCGCGGCGAGGGCGGCGUCCCCACGCGUCCCCCGCACCUGCCGUGCCCGCCGCGCCUGCGCCCGGCCCCGCCCGCGCCCCACGCUGGGCCCCACGCCCCGCGUCCAGCCCCGGCCGUCGCCCGCGAGCCGCCGCGCUCGUUGCGGGCUCCGAGGGCGCCCCGCGCGCAUUAGCCCGGCGGGGACCUGUGGCCAACGGCUGCAGCCGAGCCUCCGGGUGCCGCGGAGAUGGCGUCGGGGUCCAGGCCCGCCGGGCCCGAGGACUCGGGGCGCACCAUCAGCCCCGGCAGGCUAGGCGAGAAGGUCCCCGGGGCCGUGGCGGCGGCGACCCUAAAGGGCGCCGCGUCUCCAGUGCGCUCGGUGGUGGCCUCGCCGCGGCCACUGAAGGGGAAGGCGGGCCGGGAGGCGGCCCGGCGGCGGCUGCAGCUCCUGCCCGGGGCUCAGGCCGAGGGCCGGGGCGAGGAGGCCGAGCCGGAGGAAGAGGAGUCCCUGCUGUCCGUGCCCGAGGAGGACGAGGAUGAGGCGCAGCCCCUGCCCCCCGUCUGCGUGUCCCCCAUGCGGGGCAUGUGGCGCGACGAGAAGGUGGCGCUGUACUGCGAUCAGUUGCUGCAGAGCUGUAAGGCAGAAGAUGCUGAUGAGGCCAUGAGUAAGUACCUAUCAGAGAAGUUACAGUUGAAAGACAAGUGGCUUGGUGUCUGGAAGACUAACCCUGAGUUAUUCUUUGUGAAAUAUGAAGAGGCUUCUAUUCCUUUUGUUGGUAUACUAGUUGAGGUGACUUGUAGACCACCCCAGAACCCAUCAUCUUGCUUCAAAGUCACUGUUUCUGUGGCUGAGCCCUUUUCUUCUAACAUUGCAAACAUCCCAAGGAGUUUGGUGAAUGAGAUUUUGGAGGAACUGGAGCACAGUGUACCUCUCCUGGAAGUGUACCCUGUGGAAGGACAAGAUGCAGCCAUAGGGGACAUUGCUCUGGCCUUGGAAGUUGUAAGGUUUUUUUAUGAUUUUCUUUGGAGAGAUUGGGAUGAUGAGGAGAGCUGUGACAAUUAUACUGCCCUGAUUGAAGAAAGAAUUAAUUUGUGGUGUGAUAUGCAGGACGGGACCAUACCUGGUCCUAUCGCACAGCGUUUUAAGAAAACGUUGGAAAAGUACAAAAGCAAGCGGGUUGAUCUCGUUGAGUAUCAGAGCAACAUCAAGGAGGACCCGUCUGCUGCGGAGGCUGUGGAAUGCUGGAAGAAAUACUAUGAGAUAGUGAUGCUUUGUGGACUGCUGAAAACGUGGGAAGAUUUGCGCCUCAGAGUUCAUGGACCAUUCUUUCCAAGGAUUCUGAGACGUAGGAAAGGAAAAAGAGAUUUUGGAAAGACUAUAACACAUAUUGUAGCAAAAGUGAUGACUACUGAAAUGGUAAAGGACUUGUCUUCAGACACACUCCUCCAGCAGCAUGAUGACUUGGAUUUGGCUUUGGAUAGUUGUUAUAGUGGAGAUAUAGUAGUCAUUUUUCCAGGAGAUUAUCAAGCUGCAAAUCUUGCUUUACUGACUGAUGACAUCAUUAUAAAGGGAGUUGGAAAAAGAGAAGAAAUUGUGAUUACUUCUGAACCAUCUCAUGACAGUUUUGUGGUAUCCAAAGCUGACAAUGUGAAACUAAUGCAUCUGUCUUUGAUACAACAAGGGACAGUUGAUGGUAUUGUGGUGGUAGAGUCUGGUCACAUGACUCUAGAAAAUUGUAUAUUAAAAUGUGAAGGAACAGGAGUGUGUGUUCUUACCGGGGCUGCUUUGACAAUUACAGACAGUGAAAUAACUGGUGCCCAGGGUGCUGGUGUUGAGCUGUAUCCUGGAAGCACAGCCAUUUUAGAAAGGAAUGAAAUUCAUCAUUGUAAUAACCUCAGAACCAGUGACAUUUCUAAAAGCACCUUGGGUGGAGUUAAUAUGAAGGUUCUUCCAGCACCCAAACUGAAGAUGAAUAAUAAUCACAUUUACAACAACAAUGGCUAUGGAGUAAGCAUUCUGCAACCAACCCAGCAGUUUUUUAUUGUAGCGGAAGAGGCUUUCAACAAAGGAGCUGCCUCAGGAGAUAAAAAAGAUGACAAGAUGCUGUCCAAAGUGAUGCAGAGCCUCAAUCUGGAGAUGAAUAAUAAUAAGAUAGAAGCAAACUUAAAGGGGGAUAUCAGAAUAGUCACCAGCUAAGGCAUCUGGAUAAAUGUUUAUAUUUCAGGAAUUUCAUUAAUAAUUCUCAUGUCCCACAGAAAUGGUGGUUUUCAAUGUAAAGCUUAUUAAAAAUAUUAAAACACGUAAGUGCUUUCAACUAAUGAUUCAUUUUACAAAAAUGAUUCAUUUUUACAGUACUGGGGUUUGAACUCAGGGCUUCCCAUUUCCUGCCACUUGAGCCACACU
This is a messenger RNA of Castor canadensis (American beaver), 2441 nucleotides long. RefSeq names its product SHC binding and spindle associated 1 like (gene Shcbp1l). Lineage: Eukaryota; Metazoa; Chordata; Mammalia; Rodentia; Castoridae. Gene Ontology annotation, biological process: male meiosis cytokinesis; spermatogenesis. Gene Ontology annotation, cellular component: meiotic spindle. The record is from RefSeq and is a predicted model, not a curated record.